This is a messenger RNA of Aedes albopictus (Asian tiger mosquito), 2146 nucleotides long. RefSeq names its product probable tubulin polyglutamylase ttll-15 (gene TTLL15). The record is from RefSeq and is a predicted model, not a curated record. NCBI's taxonomy places the organism in Eukaryota, Metazoa, Arthropoda, Insecta, Diptera, Culicidae. Bases 311 to 1978 code for a protein of 555 amino acids. Gene Ontology annotation, biological process: protein modification process. The transcript has 3 exons.
GUGGCGCCCAACUACCUUGGAUAUGCGCUCACCCAGCCGUGACGUUUGACAACAAAUUUGCGGCGUGAAUUAUUCAUUCCAUUUCUGGACGCUGCAGAAGUGGGCUGGUCGUCUUUCACAUUCUUCCAGGUCCACCAAAACAUUUAAGCAUCUAAGACACCACAUAUCAUAUCUGUGAUACAAAGCAAUCUCCAUAGAGUGCUAGGUCGUUUCUUCCAUAUACACCAAGCGCUUAAAAUUCAUCUCAUGCGUAUGUAGCAGCACACUUAAACCAGCCAGUGUCCACAUUGACCUACUUAAAUAGUGCGGCAUGGAGCGGCGAAAGUCCGAUAGAAAAAAGCGAGAUGAAGCAACGCAAGAACCAUCACAUCAACCGGAAACCAGGGUAGUGGAAAAAGAUCAAGUCGAUCAGGUUGUUCAGCGAGUCGAAGAGCUGAAUUGCUUCUUCGAUUUGCGGACGAAGCGCGGUCAGAUUCUAUUCUUCACGGUGACCAUAUUGGCCGCAACUCUGACUCAAUGUCUUCCAAAGGAUGCUCUUUCGAGUAUUUUUCAGGUGAAGGAAUCUCAGACUCGCCACCAUGAACCGAACGUGCAGUGUAAACCCGAGGUUAGAAUAGUUGAAAAGGUGAUACCGGGAGGGGAUGGGAGUCGGCCAAAAUAUUGGAUUUAUGGUCGCAAUCCCAGUGGUGAUCAUUUGAUACACGUGAAGAAUGUUCUCCAGCGAUUUGGAGUGGAGCAGGUGGGGAAUGAUACGGAAGACUGGGAUCUACUUUGGGCCCAUGAUUAUCCUUUCAGGAAAGUUAACUUACAUCAUUUAAAACCACAUCAAUUGGUCAACCACUUCCCAGGAUCAGGGUACAUUACGAAUAAGGUUGAUUUAUCAACAACGGAGAUGAGUUACAUCCCAAAGGCAUUCAAACUACCAAGCGAAGAGGAGAAGUUUAGGAAGUAUGCUCAAGAAAACCCGAACAAGCGAUUCGUCCAGAAGAACAACCAACAUCGACAUAUCCAAAUCAAGAAGAUCGAAGAAAUCGACUUCGAGAGCAACGAUACUUUUAUUCAAGAAUUUAUCGACGAUCCUCUCCUGGUAGAUGGCUACAAAUUCGACAUUGGGGUGUACACGGUUAUUACUUCGAUUGAUCCGCUUCGGGUCUACAUCUACAAAGGUGACAUCCUGUUCCGAUAUUGUCCUGUCGAGUACUAUCCGUUCGAUCCGAUGAACUUGGACAAGUACAUAGUGGGCGACGAUUAUCUACCAACUUGGGAGGUCCCAGCGUUGAAGCCUUACUAUACGAAACAAGGCUUCGGAAUGAAGGAAUCGUUUGAUGCUUAUAUACGAAGCACUGGACGUGAUCCUUCAACAAUCUGGGAACAAGUCGAGGACGCCAUCAGAUUAGCAAUACUCAAAAAAGAAUCUCUUAUUGCCGGAGUCCUACCACGGUACGCCAGCAAGCGAAACUUCUUCGAAAUGAUGCGCUUCGACUUGGUAGUGGACAACAACCUCCGCGUAUUUCUCAUGGAAGCCAACAUGAGUCCGAAUCUCUCGUCAGCUCACUUUAAGCCGAACCGCCUACUGUAUGAACAGGUGAUCUACAACUUCCUCAGAAUGAUCGGAGUAGGAUCGGAUCUUCGCCGGGAAUCUUUCCGAAAGCAUUCAACCGACACCGAAGCAAUGAUUUCCUCUCUGAAAAACAUCGUAGUCGAGCCAAACCGUUGUACGGAAGCUCCUUGCCUGGAAUCGUGCGCUCCCGAGGAAUGUGCACUCUGCGUAAGUUGUCUCAGCGGAGGAGAUCUACGUGAAUUGCACGCGGCGUACAGGGAACACCUGAAUCGAGGGGACAUGAAGCGAAUUUUUCCAGUGCCAAAAGCGGACCAGCGGAUAUUCGGGCAGCACUCGGAGGAUCUGAGUGCCAAAAACCGAUGGAUGAGCCAUUGGUUCGAUGCCAAGUGCGAGGCGGAUCGGUCGUAUUGCUUUUAAAAGAAGACAUUCCAGUUUAGAAUUUUAGGAAAUUUCCAGUGCAAACUCGUACUUACACUAGGAUAAGAUGUUUUAAUCUAGGUUUUAACUUAACUUAUUGGAUGACAUGGUGACAAAUUGUUGAAUAUUGAUAGCAACGAACGAAAAUAAACAUAUCAUGUGAACUAG